AAGCCUACCCAACCAGUUGGCUUCAGUUUGGGGAAGGUAGACAAGUAAGGUUAGGGAGUGCCAGUUUUAUUUUUUAAAGAAACAUUAUUUUGUCAACAGUUUACCUUUUUUUGGGGAGACAGCAUUAUGACCGACAAAAUGGAUAUGUCUUUAGACGACAUUAUCAAACAGAACAGGCAGCAGCAUAGAGGUGGCGGCAGGGGUGGAAGAGGCCGAGGCCGCGGAGGGCUUGGCGGCGGCCGAGGAGGAGGCGCUGGUCGCCAAGGAGGAAUGAGCGGCGGAGGAUUUGGAGGCCGAGGCGGAGGAUCCGGCCCCAUGAGGAACCGUCAAAACACGAACCGCGCUAGAGGCAGACCGACGCCAUACAACAGGCCCAAACAGCUUCCCGAUAAAUGGCAACACGACAUGUUCGACAACGGCUUCAGUGGAUUCAACGGAACAGCUGGUGGUGGCGCUGGCGUCGAAACCGGAGGGAAGCUCCUUGUCUCCAAUCUCGACUUUGGGGUUUCUGACGCAGAUAUUCAGGAACUUUUUGCUGAGUUUGGGACACUGAAAAAGGCUGCGGUCCAUUACGAUCGUUCAGGAAGGAGCCUAGGAACAGCGGAUGUCCACUUUGAAAGAAGGGCAGAUGCGCUCAAGGCUAUGAAACAGUACAAUGGCAUCCCGCUGGAUGGGAGGCCCAUGAACAUACAACUCGUCACAUCACAGAUUGAUACACAGAGGCGGCCAAUACAGGGGAUGAACAGAGGCGGUGGCAUGAACAGGAGUCGCGGGGGCAGCUUUGGCGGCAUGCAGAGGGGAGGCCGCAUCGGUCGUGGCACAGGCGGCUUCAGAGGCCGGGGUCGAGGUGGCCGAGGGGCUGCCGGCAAACAACAGCUUUCAGCAGAAGAGCUUGAUGCUCAGUUAGAUGCCUACAAUGCAAGGAUGGACACGAGCUAAGAAGUGUUGCUGUUCUUGGUCAUUCUUUCCUGUUCUACACAGAAGGAUGCUUGUUACAGUAGUGCAAAUUAUUUUACACAUGGUUGUCCUAAUGUGAUUGGUCAUUGCUCCAGCCUCUUAACUGCUCUGAAGUGUUUUUUACUUUUUUUCCCCCUCUUUUUGACAAAAAAAAAAGUCUGUAGGUUAAAAGUUGGAAUUUCCAAGUCCAUUCCUGAAAACUUGUAGUAAAUGAAACUUCUAAUAAAACCUGCAGUGUAUAUUAAACACGGACUUUCCUCUUC
Syngnathoides biaculeatus (alligator pipefish) is the source of this 1220-nucleotide messenger RNA. RefSeq names its product Aly/REF export factor (gene alyref). The transcript has 6 exons. Gene Ontology annotation, biological process: mRNA export from nucleus. Bases 127 to 939 code for a protein of 270 amino acids. Gene Ontology annotation, molecular function: mRNA binding. NCBI's taxonomy places the organism in Eukaryota, Metazoa, Chordata, Actinopteri, Syngnathiformes, Syngnathidae. Gene Ontology annotation, cellular component: nucleus. The record is from RefSeq and is a predicted model, not a curated record.